Mycena indigotica is the source of this 1674-nucleotide messenger RNA. RefSeq names its product Amidase domain-containing protein. Lineage: Eukaryota; Fungi; Basidiomycota; Agaricomycetes; Agaricales; Mycenaceae. The transcript is spliced from 12 exons. The record is from RefSeq and is a predicted model, not a curated record. The coding region runs from base 1 to 1674 and encodes 557 amino acids.
AUGUCAUCCUCAUCCGAUCUCAUAUGGCCACAGACCGCCAUGGACGCUGUACAGGAGCUUCACGCCAAGAUUCCGCUAGAAUUGCGCUUAUCGCAAGACUUCCUUGACAAAUAUCCUCGAGGGUCGGAUGUGCGCGGCGCCGUUGCUGCUUCUGGUCUGCUUACGGCGGCUGAGAUGGAGAUAACCAACCCAGAAUACGACUCUGUUGCGAUUUUGGACCGAAUCAAAAACAGGGAACUUACUGCCGUCCAAGUGACUCACGCAUUUUGCAAACGCGUAGCGAUUGCACAACAGCUACUGCACUGUCUUACAGAUUUCUUCAUGGAGGCAGCGCUGGUCCGGGCACAGGAGCUAGACGAUUAUUACCACAAGACUGGGGAAGUGGUCGGUCCAUUACAUGGUCUUCCUAUCGAUAUGAAGGACCACAUGAUGGUAAAAGGAACCAAAUCUUCAGGCGGUUUUGUCUGCGAUUAUUAUUUGCCUCCGGCCACGCAGCACGGCCUUAUUGCGCAGAUUCUAUACGAUGCCGGUGCAGUCUUCUAUGUGAAGACGAACCUCCCACAGUCUAUUAUGCAUCUUGAAACAUAUUCUUUCUGGGGCGAGACGUUGAACCCAUACAAUACUGCCCUAACGCCGGGCGGGAGUUCAGGCGGGAGUAGCGCCGUUGUAGCAUUUGGAGGCUCGGCAAUGGGCUUGGGCAGCGAUAUUGGUGGGAGUCUGCGCUCACCUGCUAAUGCCUGCGGACUCUGGACUCUAAAGCCAACGACUCUGCGAAUCCCAAAAGGCACGGGAAACGCGCCGAUGCCUGGUGCCGACUCAAUUGUUGGGACAUAUGGUCCCUUAUGUCGAAGUCUUCGUGACAUGCACUUGUUUUUCUCGGUCAUUCUCGAGACCAAGCCGUGGUUGAAGUCGCCAGAUCUUAUUCCGAUCCCUUGGGUGAUCCCAACUGCCCCUUCUUGGUCCGGAACGAAUGGCCGUUUGCGCGUCGGCGUAAUGUGGCAUGACGAAGUCGUCUUGCCUCAACCGCCGAUCCAAAGAGCGCUUAAGAUGCUUGUCGGCGCGUUGGAAAAACAGGAUGGCAUUGAGGUCGUUGAUUAUAAACCAUUCAAGCAUCUUGAAGCAAGCGAAUUGGCGCAUGAGCUUUAUUUCGUUGAUGGUGGAGCACGAAUCCGGUCUAAAGCAGCAGAGACAGGCGAACCUCUACUUCCUCUUACUGACUGGAUAAUCACACGUUCACUGGUGAAGGACCACACCGUACACGAGCUCUGGGAACUUUUUGUCAACCGCGACAACUUGCGGGCAGAAUAUGUCCAGCACUUUAGCGCGCAAAACGUCGACGUUGUUCUUUGCCCGGCCGGCGCCGGACCCGCGCCGGAGCUCGGAACUUGCAAAUAUUGGGCCUACACCAAUGUCUGGAACUUCGUCGACUACCCAGCGGCAGUCUUUCCCACCGGAUUGUUUUGUGACCCAACGUUGGACAAGAAGGAUGGUCCUCGAGAAUAUAUGAGCGACGCAGAUGAGUAUAAUGCUGAAUGCUACACACCAGAGACAUUCAAAGGCGCCCCGUUGUGUCUUCAGCUGGUGGGAAUGCGGUAUAAAGAAGAGCUGUUAAUGUGUGCGUUGGAGGAGAUUUCAAAAGCCUUGCCAUUGGAUGAUAUCGCACAGCGUAUUUAG